Messenger RNA from Durusdinium trenchii, 558 nucleotides. Lineage: Eukaryota; Dinophyceae; Suessiales; Symbiodiniaceae. The record is from the annotation of a GenBank genome assembly.
AUGCCAUCUACCCCCACGCUACAGAUCCCCUAUAGCCAUUCUGUUUGUGCCACCCAUAUCCCAGCCCUCAGCCUUUCACCGGAUCCCAGCUUGGGCGGCUUAUUGGCCUUUGGCAACCAGGCCCUGGAGCUCCGCUGCGACACGGUGAAGCUCCUCGCCGCGCGCCGGCGGCCGUGGCCCCGCGCGGCCGUGGCGGAGAAGAAGUGGCUUCCGUCAUGUGCCCAAUGGAUCGUUCAUAUUGCCAUCGUCAUGAACGUCCUGGUCUUGCUGUUGCCCUUCGCUCUGGCGGCACAAGAGUGUGGCGCUGUGCUGGUGACGGAGAAUCUGUGCACUCUGACCACGGCGCUGACCGCGCUGGCGGCCACAGUAGGUUUUGAAGUCUACUGGUGCUUCUUGCGAUGGUUCUUGCGGCGAUGCGGAAGAAGCAAAGCAGCAGAGCGAACAGCAGGCGCCCACGAGACCAUCAACCACAUUGUGCCCGCGCCGAUGGAAGUGAAGCCGAAGUCCAUGCCUUCGCCACGGGAGCGAUGCUGUGAGUGGUUCCUCAAGGUGUUCUAG